Molecule: messenger RNA, 1875 nt
Organism: Trypanosoma theileri
Lineage: Eukaryota; Euglenozoa; Kinetoplastea; Trypanosomatida; Trypanosomatidae
Product: tRNA pseudouridine38-40 synthase
Exons: 1
Coding region: 1-1875 (624 amino acids)
Biological process (GO): mRNA pseudouridine synthesis; tRNA pseudouridine synthesis
Cellular component (GO): nucleus
Molecular function (GO): RNA binding; pseudouridine synthase activity
Source: RefSeq, a predicted model, not a curated record
AUGAGCAGCAGUGAGGUUGUUGGUCUCACAGAGAAUCACAUUAACAGUUCUCCCUUGAAUAGUACUAUUACUAAUGCUGCUGUUCCUUCUGAUACUGGGGUAGAUACUGUAAUUCCUCCUCCUGGGACUUGUUCUACCGCAGAAGCAACAGAAAAUGAAGAGAUGGGAGACAAUCAGUCAACAAAGCGACCAAAGCGAAAGGUUGCCAUUAUAUUCGGGUACAUUGGGGAACGCUAUUGUGGUCUUCAAUGGAACCAUUUACCAGAUUACCCCACUGUUGAGGAGGAAUUACUUCGAGCUCUACACCGAACAGACAUGAUUUCAAAAGAAAACUACGAUCAGGAAAAAGUUCAGCAAAAACUUAACUGGGAACGUGCUAGUCGUACUGAUAAAGGUGUUCAUGCAUUACGUAAUGUUAUUUCGGUUAAUAUUAUGCUCCCAUACGCAAAAGGUUCAACUAAAGAAUAUGACACUCAGGAAGCGAAACGUCUAUUAACAGAAGUAUUACCAAGUGAUAUUAUUGUUUAUGAUAUUAUUCCAGUUACUCGUAGUUUUAAUGCUUACAUGAUGUGUGGGGCACGAACUUAUGAGUACUAUAUGCCAACUUUUGCCUUUAUGAGUCAUGAAGAGUACUGCAAAACAUACUUUCCACCUGAUGUCGCCCCCUCACGGCCGACGUUAGAAGAGGUUGGAAUGCUUGGAGUUGUACGUGAGAAGAAUACUUCACUGGAUGAGACCGAAACCACUUGUUCUGUGAAUCAGUCCGGAAUGAAACGCCCUCGUGAGGAAACAGAAGAAGAAUGCGAGGGUAUUAAGAACAAUGACACGAAUGAAGAGUUAACUAAAAAGGAACAGUUGGAUGCUAAUGAUAACUGCGGCGACAAGGAAAAUGAAAAAGACCGUGACAGUGACAACGUUAAGAGUAAGAAUAACAGUAAUAAUAAUAAUAAUAAUAAUAAUAAUAAUAAUAAUAAUAAUAAGAAAAAAAUGAAUGCAGAUGAAACUGUUGAGAAGUUUCAUGAUGGUCUAUUUGAGAAGAUGUUGGUGUUUCGUACUAUCCCUGAAGAGACUAUGCGUAAUGUGGCCCGUUAUCGCCUGACGGCUGAUCGUCUCGAAGAGGUGAGACGUGUAUUUCGGGAGUUUGAGGGAACACACUCUUAUCACAAUUUCACUCCUGGUGGACGUGCCAGUGAUCCCUCAUCUGCACGCUACAUCACUUCUGUAACGGUUAGCGAACCGUUUAUUGUAGACCCUGCUGACACUACAAUGCUUGAGACUUUGCAAGAAUGGAAUCCCUCUCGAAGUUACUCUCCGGAUGAUGAAAAACUUCAACCACAAAAAGAAAAGAAUGAUAGUGAUGUUGAGCAACAACGUCAAGAAAUGCGUGAACAUAUGUUGCGUAUUUAUGGUAAUAACUAUGACGACGAAGGUAAUACGAAGAAAAAUGUUGGACUUGAAGUGGUACGUAUUGAAUUACAUGGACAAAGUUUCAUGUUUAACCAAAUACGAAAAAUGAUUGGCGCAGUUUCCUCUAUGUGCGCUGCUGGACAACCACCGGAGUAUUUGAGGAAUCAUUUGCUAAACAAGUCUGUCCGUUGUGGCACGCCGAUGGUGCCGGCGAAUGGUCUCUUUCUUUCAUAUCUCGACUUCCAGCGGUAUAAUUACCGACUCACGCGCAUUCAGCGUGAGGGCCGCAAUGGUGGCAACAAGGAGGGUGUGUACGUUGAUCGUGUGGAUGAGAACGCGGUGUCAGAGUUUCGCCGUAAGAUUGUAGCUGUAGUUCUACGUAAUGAGAUGGUGGGUGAUAUGAUGGGACGAUGGAUGCGUUCCCUUCGACAUGUUUUGCGGCUCGCGUGUAAAGUUGAACUGCCGUAA